Messenger RNA from Durusdinium trenchii, 426 nucleotides. Lineage: Eukaryota; Dinophyceae; Suessiales; Symbiodiniaceae. The record is from the annotation of a GenBank genome assembly.
AUGUCCCCUCUCCUGAAGGGCACGGUACCACCUCCUCCGGCACGCUCUCUGUGGCCGGACGUGGAUGACCGAUCGGUGGCUGGUUGUGGGGGUGGUGACCUUGGACAUCUCUGCUCGUGCUCCGAGGGUGCUCGGAUGCUCGGGACGUUGGGCUGUCGAGCUGUUCUUUGGUGCUCUUUUUUUCGGCAUGACCUGCGUGAUGAACGAUUGAGAGGUGGGAAAAACAUGGGCCUUUUGAAGGAGUGUUCUGUUACAUGUUUGCAGUGUUCAGUCUUAGUGCAUGCAAGUGUGUCACAUGUUUCUGAUGACUCAACAAAUUCUAGAGGUUUUCCAGUAUUCAACGGAUUCCUCACAUGUUGUGUUGAGUAUGUUGAUGAAAGCUGGUUCAACCAAGAGAGGUUAAGUGACCUUAUAGCACCCUACUGA